Cucurbita pepo subsp. pepo (vegetable marrow) is the source of this 1044-nucleotide messenger RNA. The record is from RefSeq and is a predicted model, not a curated record. Lineage: Eukaryota; Viridiplantae; Streptophyta; Magnoliopsida; Cucurbitales; Cucurbitaceae.
AAAAAAAUUUCACACUUGGACAUUGAUGGUAGACCAGUGGUUGUACUGGAGAAGGAAAAUGUAGUGCCAGAGCAUAAUCAGCAUUUCCAGGUCUACUACAAGUUCAACAGCAUUUCAAUGCUUAGGGAGCCUAUAAUGUUGAUUUUUGGAUUCUUUGUCCUUUUUGUCUCAUGCAUCAUUUAUAUGCAUUCGGACAUGUCAAUUUCAAAGUCUUCUCCUUCUUAUUUAGCUAAACUACAGUGGGAUGAGGUGCAAACUGUGAUUCAACAAGUUCAGAAUAUUAUCAAUAGAUGCUUAACCAUACACGAUAAAUUGGAUGCGUCAUUGCGUGAUCUUUCUCGUACUGGUGAUGUUCAAGCUUGUAAAGCAGCUCGCAAAGCAGCCGAUGCUUCAUUGAAAGAGCUUUCAAAAGAGUUGAAGUCUUUGCUUUCAUUCUUGCAGUCGGCCCAGCAGGCCACCCAGAUAUUGCCUAAGGUGGAAGAGCUGGUGGCCAAGGAGAGAGAUCUGCAGGAGAGGUUGGUUGUGAAACACAUGACGGUGGUGGACUGCUACGAGAAGAAGUUCGGUGGACGUGAAAUCGAAAACAGAGUUGCUUCACAGCAGCAAAGAAUUACAACUUUGAGGCAGGAAGUAGAUGAUCUUCUCGAGUUCAUUGAUGAAAUAUAAUGAAAUAUACUGACAGCGUUGGCAUAUUAAUCUUCAUGACCACAUAACGCCCUAAGAUUAGCCAAUGUCUGCUAGGGGUUCAUAAUUUUGUCGUGCUUUAUUUAGAGAUUUUGGUUACCUUCACCUUUAAUCUGAUGACCUGCAAGGUUUUGAAUUAUGAUCCAAUUAGAAAGUAUAAGCCUGGAAUAGAGCGGAUACAUAAUGGCAUAUAGUAUAAUCCUUCCUCUUUAUCUACAUCAUGCUUGACUUGUUGUCAAGAUAAUUUAUCCUUGCUUUUAGGGUUUUUUAAGGGUGUCUCUCAAUGGUUAUUGGAUCUUCAAUGUAUUUUCUCACGAAUGAGAUGAUAAUUCCUUCAAUAUGUUUAGUUUGCCCGUAUAA